Molecule: messenger RNA, 4407 nt
Organism: Lepisosteus oculatus (spotted gar)
Lineage: Eukaryota; Metazoa; Chordata; Actinopteri; Semionotiformes; Lepisosteidae
Product: B-cell receptor CD22-like
Source: RefSeq, a predicted model, not a curated record
UUAAUUACUGCAAAGAUGUUUAUGCUGGAGUGACAGUUUUUUUCCUGUACUUCUUGGAAAAUUUCGCCUGGGGAACAAUGUACUGGUAUUUAAAGUUGUAGAGAUUGCAUUUUUUUUUUUGCUAUCACUGCAAAUGGAACACUGUGAACUGUUAAAUCACAAACAUCUCGAUUGAAAGGGUUUGUUAAAACAUAUGGACGACCUCCUACUUGUUCCAAACUUUUACUUUGUCAGUUUGGUGAACAGCUGGAAACGAAUUUACCAAAAAUGGAGAUAUCAGUUCUAGGUGUGCUUCCCUUUCUCUAGACACUGAUGUUAAUCAGAGAAGUAAGAGUAAUGUGCAACGAUAACAGGUCACAUUGACAAAGACUAUCUCCAAGAACAGCAUAAGGGCAGUAUGCACAAUAUUGACUCUCCUGGGAGAGAGGAAAAAAUAAGUGAUAAUGCUAAAUCCUUCCACUGGUGAUAGUGUCUUUUACUUCUGCAGAAAGGCACUACUCCCAUCCUGAACAGCUGAGGACGUCUUCACUUACCCUAGAUCCAAAGUCUUGCUGGGCUGCGACAACUAUGUGACAACUAUAAAAACAUGAUUUGAAAAGUAACACAGUUUCUCUUCAAACUGAGACAAACUGUUACCAUUCACAACCCAUCUGUGGCUAGUUCUGUUGACUCCAACUUGCUCAGAACAGAUAAUGUUGUGUUAGCAGUUCACAAUGUGCUGGUUUUCAAAAAAACAAAUAAAAUGCACAUGCGCUAUGUACUGCAUAUGUUUUUUUAAACAUGCCUCUGAAAGGAGCUUCAUUAGGGCAUGCUAAAAACAAGACAAUAGGUCACUUGUGUAAGUAUCAUCUUGAAAGCAGAAGUGAACAAUAAGUUUGUAAAAAAACAACAAAAAAUUACACACAUCUUAUGGUGGGGAUAAAUGGUAGUUAUGUAUAACUUAUAGAGCAUCUGGUGUUCAGUACAUUAACAGUUACAGAACAGAGGGGGUGAUUUGGCCUAUCUAGAUCAUUUGGUUGUCAAUAUCUAAUUAUAAAUUAUAAGCACCAGAAGAUAUAUUGAAACUGUCCUGAUCCACGACUCCACAAGAGGUUGUGGCCUUGAGCACAGCAUGUUUGACUUCUCAUUCAUCCUGACAGAUGAAGUUCUGUUAAGUUCUUAUUAUUCUCCAUGACAGUAGCAGUAGUCAGUAGUAGUCAUAGUAAUUAUAGUAAGAGCACUUAUUGUAGUAGUAUGUGUCAUAGGUUGUAGUACUAAUACUGAAAAAAACUUUCCACCUGGUUCUUGAUAAGCGCCUUCUUUUUACUGUAUACUAGCUUUCCAUUUUAUCUCAAGAGUCAUGUAGAAGUAGUCGAAGAGGAACUAUUGUAUAUCUAGCAAUCAUUUUGGCACUAGCAAUAAUAAAGUUAGCUUUGCUGUCAAAUAAGAUAUUAAAUAAAAAUAAUCAGAAUUAGGCCUAUUACAUUCUCUCACAACAAAACAUUGCACAAGAAAAUACAAAUGUCUUCGACUUAGAUGGCUGAUGGUCAAAAUGUUCUGAAGGCCUCAACUGAGUAAGCAGCUUUUCUUUUUUUUUAUUUGCUAUUUGAAGAAUUGCUAGAUACUGCAUAUUUUUCAAACGUAUUGGUGGGUUGUUGUGGCUUUAGACCACUGAAGAAGUUAAAAGUGAAAACAAAUUGGAAGGUCCAGAAGCCCUGAGCUACUGCAAGUAAUAUACUGCCUUUCAGUACUUCCUGCUGUCACCCAUGUGGAACAAAAAUAAGAAAACUGUUCAGCGCCUCAGCAGCAGAUAUCUACGUUCUCUUGACUGUGAGAAGAAACCUUACACAGGCACGUAGGAAAUAAUUAAACAAAAGAUGUACUUAAAGACAAUGAGUCUACUAAUGAGUCCUCUUGUCCGUGUCAGCAUUUUGCAAGGUAUUCUGCUGGCAGCAAUGUGCAAUGCGUGGAAAGUCAGACUUCCACAGAGGGUUCAUGCACUAGAAAGUUCCUGUGUAGUCAUUCCUUGCCGGGCCAUUCCUUAUGAUUCUGCUUACUGGUAUCAGUAUGACAGCAUAAAGUAUCUUAAGGUAUAUGACAAGAAUGAUCCGGGAGGAGUUAUCGAUCAGUUCAAAAGUCGCACAUCAUUAGUGGGGAACAAAACUACUGGCGACUGCUCUCUGAGGAUCAGUAAUAUAAAACAGUCAGAUAAUUCAUUAUGUCUUUAUGUGUGGAUCUACCCAGAUAAAGAUCACGAUGUAAAGUUCUAUCACACAACUGUACAGCUUAGUGUUACAGGCAUCCCAAAUAUCCCAAGGAUAGAUCAAAGUGGUCCAUUGACUGAAGGCAACAUCAGUCUAAAGUGUGAAGUGAAUCACACCUGUCCGUCUGUCCCUCCAAUGUUCAAAUGGAAUCACAGCAAGGGUCUACGUCUGAUACCAGAGCCUCCCACACAAGUGGAAGUGGAAGAAGGCAAAUGGAGAUCUGCUUCAGUCCUUCACCUGACAAGUACUUACUCUGACAAUGGUGCUGAUAUCACCUGUGAAGCUACAUAUUCAGAGGUCAAGAAAGUAAAAGAAACUAUAAAAUUAAAUGUUCAAUAUGGACCCAGGGAUGUCAAUGUCUCCUUUUCAGGCGGACGUGCAAAAGAGGGAGACAGAACAAAGCUGAGUUGUGUAAGCGAUGGAAACCCAGCACCACACAUAUUUCAGUGGUACCGGGUUAAUGGCAACCAGAUAUAUGACUUAAACCAUCACGGUCAGUAUAUAGAGUUAAACCUAAGCAGAACUGACAUCUAUACCUGCACAGCGCAAAACAGCCUGGGGAAUGCAACAUCUAAGGCUCUUCCCAUUCCCAUUGAAUAUGCCCCAGACAUACUGCCUGAGUCCUACUGCACCCUCAGUGGAGGAAUGGUCACGUGUCUUUGUGUCGUUGAUGCUAAUCCUUCAAGUGACAUCAUCUGGAACAUCAGUAGAAAAUCGAACACUGAAGGUUUCAACAUCUCCCAAACAGAGCAAGACAACAUAGUGUCAGGGAAACUGACCGGAGGCAUGAUGACACAGGACAACAUUUUCUGCAUUGCCUUCAACGCACAUGGAAGAAUAUCUCGUCAGCUACCAUUUACAGUUACAGGAAGCAUAGAGACAAAGAUGAACAUCGUUUUUGGGGGCAUGGCGGCUUUUGCUGCCAUGAUAAUCAUUGGUUUGGGACUAACUGUUUUCAAGAAAAUCCAAAAUAUGAAGAAAGAAAAUGGCCAGAAAAACAAAACGCUCAGCCUCUCAGAGAUGCGACAAGACGGAACACAGAGGGAGGGGGGAUCUGAAUAUGUCGACUCUACAGGAUUGAACCGCAGACUCAAGGAGAAAAACCCAGAGGAUGAAGUGAUGAAGGGUUCUGACUGGAAGAUUGAGAACAACAAGGACGAGCAGGAGGAGGAGUCUGUCUACCUUGAACCCGACUGCUGCCGAGAUGACACUGGGUCUGUUUAUGCCAAUGACAUGUGCUUUAGAAGGGACUGAAAUCCGGAAAUGAAAUAUCUCCCUGUGGUCAAACUUUUGGGAAACUUUCCGCCUUAAAAAAAAAUUGGAUGCACAACAUUUUCCCAAUUUGUCUGCAGGGCAACUCAGGCCCUAAGGUCUCACAUUCCUGGAAAUGUAUAUAAAGUUAGGAACUACAUUAGGAACCACACACUGCCCCUCUAACAAUUGUAAUCAUUCUUAUAUAGAAGAUUCACACAGAUUAUUAUUUAAUGAAAAUACGCAUUAUAAAAUGCAUACACAAUGAACAGGAGAAGAACAGCAUAUAUAUUGAACAUGCCUAAAGUGCAAUGAAUCUAAAAUAUGGUGAAAAGCUGACAGGAUGAAUUUAGAAGCUUUUUUGUUUUUGCUUUAGAAUCCACUUUCUCCAUAGCUUCAUGAAAAACAAAGUAUAGAUGCAUAUUUUAAGUAUGGUACUUUAAAACUUUAUAAACCACCAGCCUUUUCACUGUCCAUUUUCGCCUGGAAGGGACGUGACUUUAAACAUCUGGUAUUAUCUUGGAAAGUAUAGACAGUACAAGCCUGGUUCAGGGCUUGAAUUCAAGUUAAAAUAUGUUUCACCGAAGUCAAUUCAAUGCUGUGUCCUUACUACCAGGUUCUUUUAAUUACACUUAAUAUUCAACAGUAUUAAAUUGUCACAAUGGGACAGCUGUGAAAGAUGGGGGGUUUUGUUAGCUCAUUACAAACAUCAUACUGUAUAUUGCUAAUUAAAAAAACAGUGGGAAAGCAACACAAAAAAGUUGAGUGAAUGUAAUUAAACAUGCAGAAUUAUAUACUAUAUAGAGUAUGUUAUUAUAUAUGCAGAAUAACAUAGAAAUGACUUACAAUAAUAUGCAACAUAAAGCAAAUUUUACUUAAAAUGUAUUUAUUUUUUUCUGAAUAUACAGUACAG